GUCUGAGCAAUCCACGAUUAACAGGACACAGAUCGGACAAUUUGAACCCUGGGGGACAGUUCGCUGAUCCGCGCUGAGAUGAGAGGGUUUACGCUGAAUACAGUUUGCCACUGCGGCUUAUUUGCUUGUCUUAUCCUGCUGUCCUUCGUGUCUUUCACCGCUGCAGUCAGUUUGGAUCUGGCCGAGCUUAGGAAUAAAGUUGCAAAAAUUAAAGUGAAUCCAAGAGGCAAUCUUUGGGCUACAGGACAUUUCAUGGGCAAGAAGAGCGUGAUGGACGCCCCGCUGCUGCCUGCGGCUCAGGGCAUCGAUGCGCUGGAGGUCAGCCUCCCCGUGGAGCAGAGCGCCCUCCUGGAGCUUUUUCAUCAGUUCGUGCGGGGGGAGUUGCAAGCGCAGGUGGAUACCAGGGAGAGGAGCUCGAACCCCCAGGAGGCGGACAUGUUGAUGAAGAUUUUAGAAAGCUACAUCCAACGCAAAAAGUGAUACAGAUGAUGUCCGUCACGCAUGAACACGGACUCCACGUCAUCUGACCGGGAUUAAAAUAAAUGUACAGUUCAUCAUGAUUGUCAUUUAAUGUAACUAUGUAUGCUCAUCUGCAAUACAUGUAACGUUUUUUCUCCCCCAAUUUAUUUUCAUGAUGAUAUUUUGGUCUUUCAAAAUUAUUUAUAAUAAAUGAAAUAAUUAUU
Molecule: messenger RNA, 683 nt
Organism: Pungitius pungitius (ninespine stickleback)
Lineage: Eukaryota; Metazoa; Chordata; Actinopteri; Perciformes; Gasterosteidae
Gene: nmbb
Product: neuromedin Bb
Exons: 3
Coding region: 79-480 (133 amino acids)
Biological process (GO): positive regulation of hormone secretion; neuropeptide signaling pathway
Cellular component (GO): neuron projection
Molecular function (GO): neuromedin B receptor binding; neuropeptide hormone activity
Source: RefSeq, a predicted model, not a curated record